AUGAUUUCUUCGGAUAGCGACGAAGAACUUGAAGUAGCACGGAAAAUAAGCACGCAACCAGAUAGAAUUGAAGUAUUCAAUUCUAUAGCUUAUCCAACCUGGUUUUGUGGUUGGUACCAACCCAGGCAGCUAAGAUAUCACAUUAAUUCGUGUGAUUACAAAGUUUACGAUACUGGUGUAUCGAAAACAAAUUGUCAAUCCGACUUCUUCAAUUCUCUAAAAAAGAUUUUAUGCAUUCGACCAAUAUUUCUUUACGAUUAUAUUGGUGAUGAGCUAUUAGCUUCAACUUUUUCGAAAUAUGUUUUCAAUUUUGCUAAUUUAUCAUAUUUACGUCGCUUUUCCGCAUUUCGAGAACUAGAAGCGCAAACAUUAAAUGACGAAUACCAACGUGAAUGUGAAGGAAACGAUGAUGGGAAUAGCUUAGAAGGAAGCAGGAAGCUUAGAAGGAAACAGUUCCGACGAGCAAAAAAUUGGUGGAUGAAAUUUUCUUCAAGGAACACAACUUGA
This is a messenger RNA of Dracunculus medinensis (Guinea worm), 507 nucleotides long. The record is from the annotation of a GenBank genome assembly. Lineage: Eukaryota; Metazoa; Nematoda; Chromadorea; Rhabditida; Dracunculidae.